AUGCUCUCAAUAUUACGUAAAGCCAGGCUCAAAGAUAAAGAAAUGAGAAUUCUCAUGCUUGGGUUAGACAAUGCCGGCAAGACGACCAUUGUGAAGCAGAUUAUGAAAGAAGAUGUUACCACUGUUAGUCCGACGUUGGGAUUUAUUAUCAAGACGAUUGAUUUUGGAGGAUACAAACUAAAUGUCUGGGAUGUCGGCGGUCAAAAGACGCUUCGCUCAUACUGGAGGAAUUAUUUUGAGAAGACGGAUGCUUUGAUUUGGGUGGUGGAUGCGACUGAUCGGCUUCGAAUUGAUGAUUGUCGUGAGGAAUUGGCUGGUUUGUUAUUAGAGGAGCGUUUGAUGGGUGCGAGUCUACUCAUAUUCCUGAACAAGACGGAUGUCGAUGGUUGCAUGACGGAAAGCGAGAUACACGAGCCCCCUCCCAACCGCCGUCGCUACCCUCACGAUACCACCAUGGAAGACACCUCCGAAGACGUCAAUGAGUUUCUGCUUCGUAUUCGAGAACUGGGCGAUAAGCGAGUAAAGGAAGACGAGGAUAGAGCGCGCAAGUUGGAAGAGGAAAUAUUGCAGGGCCGGAAAGAGAGGCAGGCGCGGCGAGCUGAACGAGCUCGCUCCAUCUCUCCCACCAAAGACUUUCCUUCUCCCUCGUCCAUCUCAAGUCUCCCCAGAGACCAUAAGUCGAUUUCACAGCUCCCACCACAAGUCCUUCGACCGUCGAGCGUCAGCUACGACCGGGACGACGCGAUAUCAAUUUCUGGUCAGGUACGUCAGGGCGAACGUCGUGAAUCUGAGAACAACUCUCCUUCCACUCCCCCGGCAUCAGGUGCGAGACACGUCACGCAAUCUGCCAACGACGGCACAGAAGACACGCCUGAACGGUCAAUUGUUUCCGAGAAAAUCGCGUCCCUUACCAUACAACCAACAGAGACGGUGGAACACGGCAAUGACACAAUGCCGUUAGCAGAGGACACCCCGCCUUCGCGCUCUCAAAUAUCCCAGGUGCUCUCGUCGAAGGAUCCAACGUGGUUUCGCCAGACUGAUCCCGAAAGGGGCUCUUUGGCGUUUCGACGAAAUGCAGACAACACGACCGAGGCAUCUUCGACCGAGGCAACUUUUAAACUGCCUGGUUUGAGUCGAGACUCGUCAUCAGAGACUGAAAAGUUUCGCGACUGGAUCUCUGACGAUCGAUCCCGCUCUCCUUCGAGAGCAAGUUCAACAUUCGCGGCGAACAGUAGCAUUGGAAAUCGAUACUCCAGCAUUUCCUCUGUGUCCACGACUGGCCUUGGUUCGCCCAUUCCCUUAUCUACUCCACGGCUUGAUGCUCGUAAAUCAGAGUCUCAACCACUUACCGAAGACCGUAACCCUCUAUCUCCAGGUCGUGCAUCUCCAGAACGUUCCAGUUCUCCCACAAAGGGCUUAGGAGGCUUCGUGCAAAGUGCCAUGUUGAAACGCAGUGAUAGUAUUUCGAAGCGAUGGACCGUGCAAUCCCCCGCCAACCUUACCCGAAGCAAUUCGAUCAUCAGCAACCGCAGCGGUGUUGGUCGUUCUGCAUUUGGUGGCGAUCUGCUUGCAGGUCCUCCUGAGCCUAGACCGAUCCGUGAAAGCUCGCCUUUGUCCCUCUCUAGACCCGGCUCGAGCCAUAGUGAAGCAACUAUCGUCCACUCGAGAAACCAGGAAGACAAUGAUUCCAUCCAGGAAAAGCCUCAGCUGGACACAGGCUUCGUGAGACCCUCGUUGCCUGUUCACGCUCGCUCUAGUUUCUCAAGCGCAACUGGUACUGAGGAACCAAAAAUUGGCGAUGAGCCUCAAACACCAAGAAGCCCCUCGAAGACUUUCGAUCAGAAGCGAUGGAGUCCUACUAAAUCGAGCUGGCUUGAAAGUGCGUUAAAUCGCCCCGAAUCACCUAGAACGAAAACAACGCCUGCUGCACAACAACCUGCAUGGAUGAGAGAUCUAUCCAAAGCGCGACAAGCUAGAGCCAGUGUUGAUCUUGGACGACCAGCUUCCAGUCAGGGAACGACUCCUGCUGGCUUGAUGAGCUCACCGGCAUUCGGUGGACAUUCCAAAAGUCCCAGUGUUUCUGGUAUCAGCACACCAAUUCUCGAUGAUACUUUAAGCCUUUCGCCAGAAAAGCCACUGUCUCCUACGAAAGAUGAGAGCACUCGGCCAACUCUGGCAGAUACUAAGGACAGUGUUGAGCCACCACCAAAGGAGCCAGACGCAUCCUCACCUGAUGUUGAAGAUAAACCUAGCCCUUCUCUGUCAAAGGCCUCCCCUCCGGUGCCCAGCAAACCCAAGACAGUAUCUACCAUCGACAUUGGUUCAGCAACUCCCAAGCCACAGCCGGCCAAUACAGAUUUCAGGGCAAACCUACGACGACGUGAGACUGCUGACGACAAGUCAACACAAGACGAACCGGAGUUCAAGAAUGUCUUUGGGAAACUCAGAAAGACUGAAAAGUCUACGUACAAAGCGCCUGACGUAUUGAAGGACAACAUCACAAAGGGGAAAGCAGCACUGAAUAUUACUGGCGGUCCGAAGAAAACCGAGCGAGUUGAUGAGUUCAAAGAGAGCAUCUUGAAGCGAAAAGAUGAAAUGAAGGCAGGCGGAGGCUCGAUUCGGCGGGCAGGUGAAGAAGAUCGAAGCAUACCAAAGCCACGAGCACCGGUACCCGAAGCGCUCGCCAAGCGCAAUAAUCUCGUUCGGACGGACAGUACAAAAAGCAACCUCUCAGGCUUUUCUUCGCCAUCUCCAACCAAGUCUGUUAAAAUGGAAAGUCCACAGCGACUUCGUAGUGGAUCGAACAGCAAACCCGAACUGAUAUCUUCUCCCGUCGAGCGAACACCACAGCUGCAAUCAACAAACCCUGCUUCUAAGCCCAGCGGAAGCCCGACGCAAGAUGCAAAAAUAAACGUGGAAAAGGAGGAGCAGUUGCCUAAGAACACCUUCCUCCCGGCCAGAUCAAUUCAGGAGGAAAAGCCCAGCGAAAAUGUUUCGUCGGUUCGUCCCUUGUCGUCAAGAGUCGCUUUAGAUACUCCUACGAAAGUGAGCACUGAGCCUAAGGGACUAGCCGCUAAGGGAAUAGCAGGCCGACUAAACCCUGCUUUAGUAGGCAUGUUGGCUCGUGGCCCGCUGCGCGCUGGGGGUGAAUCUGAAAAGUCUAACACUACCCCCUCGACCUCAUUACCAGCGCAAGAAUCUCAGCCAGUCUCGACAGCCCCACUGACUCAUAUGACCAAAGCCCGAGCAAGAGGUCCCAAGAGGAGACUUCCCGCUUCCACGAAAACCGAAGCGAAAGCGUCUGUGAAGGAGGAGAAUCAUUCAACUGAACAGGCUACAUCUGAGAAGGUGACUGAGCGGAAGGCUUCAAUUGAAAAUGUACGUUCGCCGCCCGUGUCUGCAAAGAAAAUAGACAUUCGUUCUGAACCAGUCAUUGAACGCCAAAAACCGCUGAUACAUUCAAAAUCGCCAGAUGUACCAAGAUCGUCUCUGAUCUCUAUUUCCAAAGCGAGCGCCGUUGUCGAAGAAUUGAGUGCGGACAAGGAGGACCCAAAAUUGAACCUGAAGGGUGCGAAAUCGCCAAAGCCCAUUAACGUCUCGAAACCGGUGAUACCUGCGAAAUCGUCGGACGUGCCAAGGUCGUCUCCUAUUCCUGCUCGUAAGAUGAGUGCUGUUGCGGAAGAGCAGAUCACAGACAAAAAGGAAGUAAAAGUCAACCUCAAGAAUGCUACGUCACCUGAAAAGCCAACCGAAGAGGCCUCAAAACCGCCAGUCCCCUCCAAAUCGGCCGAUGUACGAAGGACAUCCAUGACUUCUCCGCUUCUCAGAAAGACCUCUUCAAGUCUCAGUAGAGAACAGUCGGACAGAACACCCUCUAAAAGCGCUACAUCUCCUGCGGUUCCACCCAAGACAGGCCUGAGUCGUGAAAGCUCCACACCCAGUGGCAGGAAACCAUCACUCGAGCGACCCACACCACCUCCGAAGCCAUUAACUCCCUCUCAAGGAAAUGCAUCACCGUCACCCUCAUUCGCUUCCAGGUUGAAGGAAACCUUCGCCAACUCGACCAAUGUAUCACCAAUCCAUGCCAAGUUUGGCUUGGGCUUGGGAGGCUCAUUCUUCCAAUCUCGGCCAGGAUCACCACUUGAAGCCAACAGGAGGCCUUCACAACCUACUAGACCAGCUUCAACCCCGCCCGUCCCUCCGAAAAAGAACUUGAGCAUUUCUGCUGAGAUCCCAAUAGAAGCGCGAAGGCCGUCCCUCACGUCACCUAUUCCUAGAACAACUGAGUCCGUUGGAGUAAUCAAUGAAUUUUUCGACACUCCUCCCAAAUCUAGCGACAGAGUAGAUAUCGAUCCGCAGCUGAUCCUCACCACGGAAACAGACGAAUUCAAGACAAGGACCCUUCGAAAACAGAUUUGGGAGAUUACGGGAGAUGGCAAAAAGCAAGAUCUUCCUAAGAAUCAAGAUUACAUUCUCUUUGAGGGCAGCAUGUAUGUCUGUGUGCACACUUUUGAAGGCGAUACGGGUAAUGAGACCGAAUGUUACUUGUGGUUGGGUGAUGAGGUGUCCGAAGCGUCCAUGCAAGAUGCUCAAAUAUUUGCGCGGAGAGUUGCAAGGGAGAAUGGAGCCAAACUUGAAAUAGUGAGGCAGGGUAAGGAGCCCGCAAAGUUUGUCGAGGCUCUUGGGGGUAUCAUCAUUACUCGACGUGGCUCUAGUUCCCGACAUAGCUCAUCGGCGCUCUACAUGCUCUGUGGUAGACGACACUUAGGACAGAUUGCUUUCGAUGAAGUCGACUUUGCCCGUCAGAAUCUUUGCUCUGGUUUCACGUUCGUUAUCUCGGCGAGAUUUGGCAAAUUAUAUUUAUGGAAAGGCAGAGGAAGUGGGGCAGAUGAACUAGGUAGUGCGCGACUGGUUGGCAUGGAUCUUGGAUUAACGGGUGAAAUGGAGGAAAUAUCCGAAGGUGAAGAGCCAGAAAGCUUUUUCGACGUGUUUCCUAAACAUGGGACGGUGAAGCCCUCCUCAACAUCGGAUUAUUGGCACCUAAAACCCAAACAUGAAAAGCACCGCUGUCGACUGCUUCGGAUCGAUCAUGUCCUAGGACAGAAAGGAGGAUUCUGGAAUCGACGCGGGUCUUCUUCGCCUGUCACCCGGCCCAAUGAUACCAUACGGGAGAUUGAACCCUUUGCCCAGAAGGACUUGCUUCCUCAAGGAAUCUAUAUUCUUGAUGCCUUCUUCGAGAUUUAUGUUAUCGUGGGAAGUGAGGCUAAAGCUCGAGCUGCCGAAUUCGCGUCCGCUCUGGUCUUUGCGCAUGAAUAUGGAAUCCUGGCGGCUUCUCUCCAAGACCGACCUUUCAUCCCAGUUGGCUAUGUUUCAAUCGGCGGUGUUCCCGACUCUUGCACAGUGGCUUUUCGAAAGUGGGAUCCCAAACUAUGGCCCACAACCUCUUACGUCUUGCCACUGAAUGCCGCCAUCGAAGCCAUCCGUUCCUGA
Molecule: messenger RNA, 5490 nt
Organism: Talaromyces amestolkiae
Lineage: Eukaryota; Fungi; Ascomycota; Eurotiomycetes; Eurotiales; Trichocomaceae
Exons: 8
Coding region: 1-5490 (1829 amino acids)
Biological process (GO): protein folding
Cellular component (GO): microtubule cytoskeleton; cytoplasm
Molecular function (GO): GTP binding; GTPase activity; actin filament binding
Source: RefSeq, a predicted model, not a curated record